Messenger RNA from Scheffersomyces amazonensis, 615 nucleotides. Its product is annotated as succinate dehydrogenase membrane anchor subunit. Gene Ontology annotation, cellular component: membrane; mitochondrial envelope. The transcript has a single exon. NCBI's taxonomy places the organism in Eukaryota, Fungi, Ascomycota, Pichiomycetes, Serinales, Debaryomycetaceae. Bases 45 to 512 code for a protein of 155 amino acids. The record is from RefSeq and is a predicted model, not a curated record. Gene Ontology annotation, molecular function: heme binding; succinate dehydrogenase (quinone) activity; ubiquinone binding. Gene Ontology annotation, biological process: mitochondrial electron transport, succinate to ubiquinone; tricarboxylic acid cycle.
AAGCUCAACUAUACUGUAUCUCCACCAUUUGUAGUGAACAAGUAAUGAUCUCCUUAGUCACCCGUCCUACUCUUACUGGAGCAUCCAGAUCCGGUGCUGCCCUUUUAAUUCGUGGUAUAAAGACCAUUCCUCAACCUCCUGGUUAUAUUGUUGGUACAGUUAAUGAUGCUUAUGUUCCUCCUAAACCUCAUAAGGCUGAAGGUUCUUAUCAUUGGACUUCUGAAAGAAUUGCUGCAUUUGCUUUAGCUCCUUUAACUUUGGCUCCUUUAGUAGGUGGAACUUCUACUAUUUUAGAUUCUACAUUACUGACUAUAUUAUUAUAUCAUUGUUAUACUGGAUUUCAAUCAUGUAUUACUGAUUAUAUUCCUAAGAGAGUAUAUGGAUCUUACCAUAAUUAUGCUAACUACUUAUUGAUUUUUGGUACUGGUGUAGCUGGUUACGGAUUAUAUAAGAUUGAAACCUCGGAAGAUGGUGGUGUAACCGGUAUAAUCAAGAAGACCUGGAAUGCUUAGACGAUAGGCUUCUGUGUGUGUCUAUUCCAUAUCUGCAUGAGUUUAUUAUAUUUAUUUAUUCACUAUUAAGUAGCUACUACUCUCCUACAUACAAUAAUACAGG